CCUAAAAAUCUUCUUGUCGAUUGCCAAGGCAAAGUUUCAGAUUUUGGCCUUAGUGCAUUGCCCCAGCAAGUAAGUUGACAGUCUGUUGCAUCCAUGAAGGUGCUCCAGCCAUUUGUUACUCUGCAUGUCUAAUUGCUGUUUGUUCCUCUCUCCAUGUGCACGUUGUUGGACUUCUUCAAGAGGGACAUGCGGAACGCCAAAUUAUGUUGCCCCUGAGGCCCUCAUUUCUUCGCGGAGAACAUUACAAAGAACGGAUCACUGCAUGGGGCGGCUAACAUAAAACCCAUGACAUGAGCAGAUUGCAAAGCUCAACUGCCUACCUCCAUUACCCGCCGAAAAAUCCAAACGGUAUUUUGAAUUUCGUUUCCAUAAAACAACAAUGCCUUUAUCUUCUAAACCUUUGUUCUUCCAUGAAAGAGCUCCACCAAAUCCAGGCCCAAAUUCAAACCUCCGGCCUCCAUCGAGAUGGCUUUCUUGUGAGCGAAGUCCUGAGAUUCUGCGCACUCUCGCCUUCCGGGAGCUUAGAUUACGCACGCUCCCUCCUCGACGCUGCCCUCGAUCCCAUACCCGCUUCCUGGAACUUUGUCAUCAGAGGCUACGCUGGGAACGACUGCCCGAAAGAAGCCGUGGAGGUAUUCGUCGAAAUGAGGAGGAGGGGAAUGACACGCAACAAGCUCACCUUCCCCUUCCUCUUUAAGGCGUGCGCUCGGCUCUUCGAUCUUGAAGGAGGGAGGCAAGUUCAAGCGGAGAUUGUGAAGAAUGGAGUGGAUUCGGAUGUUUAUGUUCAGAACACUCUGAUACAUUUCUACGGGUCCUGUGGGCGAAUAUGUGAUGCACGCCGAGUGUUUGACGGAAUGUGUUUCCGGACUGUCGUUUCUUGGAACACGAUUAUAUCUGGGUAUGUUGAGAAUUCACAGUCGGAUGAAUCCUUAGCUGUUUUCACUCUAAUGAGAAGCUGUGGCUUCGAACCAGAUGGGACCACGAUGGUGGUUUUGCUCUCGGCUUGUGCAGAGCUUGGAAAUCUGAGCUUGGGGAAAUGGGUUCACCACCAUGUGAUAGAGAAAGGCAUGGUAAUGAAUCUUCAACUGGGUACGGCCCUGGUGAACAUGUAUGCAAAAUGUGGGGCCAUUGAUUAUGCCCGUUGUAUAUUCUAUAAAAUGCGUGAGCGGAAUGUGUGGACUUGGAGCGCAAUGAUCUUGGGUUUAGCCCAACAUGGUCAAGCAAAGGAAGCUCUUGAGCUUUUCCAGCUACUGACGCAUGAGCCGAUCAAGCCCAAUUACGUCACUUAUCUUGGGGUCCUGUGCGCCUGUAGCCAUGCUGGAUUGGUUGAUGAUGGGUACCGUUUCUUUCGGGACAUGUCGUGUGUCCGAGGCAUCCAACCCAUGAUGUCACAUUACAGUGCCAUGGUUGACAUCUUAGGCCGCAGGGGUCGUGUUGCAGAGGCUUAUAAAUUCAUUACAAGCAUGCCCGUUGAGCCUGAUGCCGUUGUGUGGAGGACAUUGCUCAGUGCAUGCAGCAUUCAUGAUGUUACUGAUAGCAGUGGCAUUGGAAAGAAAGUGAGGAAUAGGCUGCUUGAGCUAGAGCCUAAGCGGAGCGGGAACUACGUGAUGGUUGCUAACAUGUACGCAGAGGUUGGUCUGUGGGAGGAAGUGGCAAACGUUCGUAGGGUGAUGAGACAUGAACGCUUAAAGAAGAUGGCAGGAGAGAGUUGCAUCGAGGUGGUCGGGUCGGUUCAUAGAUUCGUUUGCAGGGAUGAUUCUUGCAAUGAUUUUGAGAGCAUCUAUCGCUUGAUGGAAGGAUUGAAUCUGCAGAUGAAGACUGCUGGCCUUUCUCUCCCGAGCGCAGCAGAUUGAUUUAUGUUUUAGUUUGGAAGAUGCUCUCAGAGUAGUAAGUGUUGUGAUUUUUCACUCUUGGGGCUAUGGUUCGCAAUGAGACGGGCAGUCCAACCUGACCCUGGAGGGUCGGGACUGGGACCUAAACUUGGCCCUAAGGCUGGGUCCAGGCUUGAAAUCUAGACCAGGUUUCCAUGCCAGGAUGGACCAUAGCACACCCACCAUCAUACAAAAAGAAUUACGAUUUAAAGAUACUUUUGAGCAAUUCCCAUUUACCAUACAUGUAUUUUGAAGAAGGUCAUUGGAUUUGGGUUCUGUUUCAAUGAUCAAACCUUUUAGAUGAUGAGACUCAUUGUAGAGAAUGGAUGCCCAAAAAAAUCUUAUAGAUUUGAAUAUUUCAAACAUUUAAUCAUUCAAAUCUUUUCCUAUACUCUCCGCAUAGCUUAGGCUAUGGGAACUGGGGUCAGGUUGUAUAUGUGUUAUGUUUUAAUGAUCUAGACUGUUUAUAUGAUGGCGAGUCGUUGUAAAUGAAGCCUUAAAAAAUUCUUAAAUUAUAAUUAUUUCAAAUC
Messenger RNA from Magnolia sinica, 2401 nucleotides. Its product is annotated as pentatricopeptide repeat-containing protein At2g36730. Gene Ontology annotation, biological process: RNA modification. The transcript has 2 exons. Bases 291 to 1853 code for a protein of 520 amino acids. The record is from RefSeq and is a predicted model, not a curated record. NCBI's taxonomy places the organism in Eukaryota, Viridiplantae, Streptophyta, Magnoliopsida, Magnoliales, Magnoliaceae. Gene Ontology annotation, molecular function: protein binding; RNA binding.